This is a messenger RNA of Nelumbo nucifera (sacred lotus), 1219 nucleotides long. RefSeq names its product protein LIFEGUARD 2-like. NCBI's taxonomy places the organism in Eukaryota, Viridiplantae, Streptophyta, Magnoliopsida, Proteales, Nelumbonaceae. Gene Ontology annotation, cellular component: membrane. The record is from RefSeq and is a predicted model, not a curated record.
AGACAUCAACCGAUUAAGGAUAAAGCUAGAUUGUAUUGUUGGAAACGAACGUGCCCCCAUCCGCUAGCGCUACCGCAGAUUGGAGACAAUUCCUUCCUCUAUCCUUCCUCCGCUAGUCGCUAGACUCGAAGCUUAUCGGCAAAGGAAAGUUAAAAAAACGUAACCUACAAAAAGCCCUAAUUUCUCGCCUCUUCUUCUCUGCAACCACAACCGCCUACCGCCCUAACCAUUUCUUCUUCCUAUCGACUCACUAUCCUGCGAAGAUGUGGCCACCGUCGUACGGAAAAGCAGGCGACGUCGAGGCUGGGAGCCGCCAACUCUAUCCUAUGAUGCUAGAGAGUCCAGAGCUCCGCUGGGCCUUCAUUCGUAAGGUCUACUCCAUCUUGACCAUCCAAUUGCUUCUCACCAUUGCUGUUGCUGCCGUCGUUGUAUCCGUUCAUCCGAUCGCAACCUUCUUUGUAUCCUCUGGGCCCGGUUUUGCUCUAUACAUAGUUAUCAUUAUAUUGCCCUUCAUUGUUCUCUGCCCGCUGUACUACUAUUAUCAGAGGCAUCCUGUGAACUUGCUACUUCUUGGGCUGUUCACAGUGUCACUUGCUUUUGCUGUUGGAUUGACGUGUGCAUUUACGAGUGGGAAGAUUAUUUUGGAGUCUGCAAUUUUGACGGCUGCGGUGGUUCUGAGCCUUACACUCUAUACAUUUUGGGCAGCCAAGAGGGGCCAUGAUUUUAACUUCCUGGGGCCCUUCCUAUUUGGUUCCUUAUUAGCCCUCAUGGUCUUUGCCUUCAUUCAGAUACUAUUCCCCUUGGGUAAAAUCUCGGUGAUGAUUUAUGGCGUCCUAGCAACCAUCAUUUUCUGUGGGUACAUAAUCUAUGACACUGACAACUUGAUCAAGCGCUACUCUUACGACGAGUACGUCUGGGCUGCUGUUUCUCUCUAUCUGGACGUCAUCAAUCUGUUCCUUUCUCUGCUCACUAUAUUUAGAGCUGCUGAAAGUUAGAAACAUACGUUUUUUCAUGUUUCUGAUUGAAUGGUAACAACCAACAAGUGUACCCAAAAUGUAAAGUAAAUCAAUUAUAACGUUUGGAAUCCACUCCUGCAUUGGUUUUUCAACACUUUGGGGUUUCACUUGUGCUCACGUUUCACUGGUAAAGCGAUCUGUAUUGGGUAUGUACUUCAACAGUCGAACAUGGAAAUUGAAAAUAGGAAAAUUUUUUAGCAGUA